AUGCCUCGUGCCGAAGCCGGAAGUGUCAAGGCGAUAGGAAACAAAAUCAAGAGCAAAGGAUUGCAGCGUCUCAGGUUCUAUUGUCAGGCUUGUGAGAAGCAGUGUAGGGACCAAAAUGCAUUGAAGCAGCACUGUCUAAGCGAGUCUCAUGUGCGCCAAAUGCUCCUGAUCAGUGAAGAUCCGAAGAGCCAUAUCCGAAAAUAUAGCGAGGAAUUUAAGACGAAUUUCGUGAACCUGCUCAAGACUACCCAUGGAGAGAAAAAAGUACAUAUCAAUCACUUCUAUCAGCAAGUCAUUGCUGACAAAACCCACAUUCACAUGAAUGCUACGGAAUGGAAGUCACUUACCCAGUUUGCCGCCUACCUCGGAAAAGAAGGAAUUUGCCGCGUCGAAGAGACGGAGAAAGGACUCUUUGUCUCAUGGAUCGAUAACAGCCCCGAAACACUGCGCAAGCGCGAGGCGGUUAUGAGAAAAGAACGACAGGACAAGGGUGAUGAAGAACGGGAGCAGCAACAGAUCCAGGAGCAGAUAGAACGGGCGCAGCUCAGCGCUGCCAGCGUGACCAAGGAGAAGGACGAUAACUUAGAAGACCGGAUGCUACCCCAAGAAGAUGGAGAAAAAGUGAAGUUGAACUUUGGAUUUGGUUCAAAGCCCAAUGCGGACGCGAAGCCUGGUUUGCCUUCGGCCGCCGAAGACUCGGCUCCAAAUGACUCUUCGGCCCCGACACCCACAGAUGCGUCAACGCCGGCCGAUGCUUCUCCCGCGCCAUCGGCUUCUCAGGCUCCCGCUAAGAUCUCGAUGUCCUUUGGCGGACAGAAGCCGAAGAAUGUGUUUGCCAGUGCUGGGAAGAAAAAUCCAUUGGCUGGCAAGAAGGGGCCUGUGUUAGCACCACAGAAGAAAAUCAGUGAACAGGAGCGAAUCAUGAAGGCGGAGAUGGAAGCAAUGGAACGCAAACGGUCCCGCCCUGACUCUGGAUUCAAUGCUAAGCGACCAAAACUCACCUGA
This is a messenger RNA of Penicillium macrosclerotiorum, 1005 nucleotides long. Its product is annotated as putative C2H2 finger domain protein (Kin17). Gene Ontology annotation, cellular component: nucleus. The transcript has 4 exons. Gene Ontology annotation, molecular function: double-stranded DNA binding. The record is from RefSeq and is a predicted model, not a curated record. NCBI's taxonomy places the organism in Eukaryota, Fungi, Ascomycota, Eurotiomycetes, Eurotiales, Aspergillaceae. Gene Ontology annotation, biological process: DNA damage response; DNA replication. Bases 1 to 1005 code for a protein of 334 amino acids.